Molecule: messenger RNA, 3192 nt
Organism: Phanerochaete carnosa HHB-10118-sp
Lineage: Eukaryota; Fungi; Basidiomycota; Agaricomycetes; Polyporales; Phanerochaetaceae
Exons: 8
Coding region: 16-3000 (994 amino acids)
Source: RefSeq, a predicted model, not a curated record
CUCGGUCGACCGAAGAUGCCGUUGGACCGAGCCGUCGCUCAAGCCGCUGCCGACGACGUCAAAGUUCCGGAAAGGAGCGAGCAGAAGACAAGUUCAGACGGCGAACAUCCAGCAUCUUCACCUAGCACGCCCGUGCCGCAGGUCAUUGUCUCUGUUCCUUCCGCCAUGAACCUCGCUGCGGAAGCAGAUGCAGACGUCCUCAACCAUGUCGCAUCGCUGGCAGGUUCUACAGAACCUACUAAUUCCGUUCCUACUGUCUCAGAACAGCCACAGAUGGUCGAGGAGAAUGCCAAAGAGCCGGCGCCCGCCCAGCCAGCUCCGUCUAGCUCAUCAUGGUGGAGCUACCUUGGCUAUUCCGAAAGCUCGACGGAGGUUAAUGCUAGUAGCUCUGAUCAGAAGCUUGGCAACGACCCAAAGCCUUCGCAAGACGAGAAGGCGGAAUCUGCUGGGGCACCAACAGCUGAGAACACACAGCCCGAACCUACUCAAGCCAGCUCUUCAGAUGAGAGAACUCGACGCAGAUCUACACCUGACACCUUGGCCUCCCCUAUCUCCCCGUCUGUUUCCUCGCUAGCUAAGCGGCAUUCGUCUGAAGUCUCGCGCGCUGAGAUCAAGGAGAUCCACGACAAGGACGAGUUCGAGAAGAAACAGACGCCGUCGUUGUUCUCGGCGGAAACGUCGAAAAGCCAGGGUGCCGCGUGGUAUUCGCCGUGGAGUUGGUACGCCGCAAGCCCAAUCGUACCGUCGAGCUCGACAUUGGCCGAUACUGCGUCAGGAAGCGAGGACACGCUGCGCGGUAAGGGCGAAGAAGUGAGCCACCAGAAGACGGAGAGCGAGAUGGUGAAAGAGGAGGCGCUGGCACGGGACGAGGCGAAGGAAGAGGCGAAGGAAGAGGCGAAGGAAGAGACGAAGGCAACUGAAACGGCCACUGAACACCGUGAAGCACCGCCGGUGAGUGCGCAGCACGAGCCGGCAUCGCCUUUGAAGAACCCAAUCGAAUCUUCGAUAUCCACCAACCGCGAAGGGUGGAUGUCGUUUCUCAUGUCGAAGGCGAUGCAAAUGAAGAGCAUCACGAACGGCGAAGAAACGAAGCAUGAUGCGAACGGGAUGGAAGUUAUGGACAUUGAGGACGACAGCGAACCCGAAGAGGGCCGGGCGUCUGAAAAGAAAGCUGAGGACGUCAAAGAGGAGCCGACCAAGGAAGCCAAGACCUCCUCUGCGCCGCCUUCGCAGGCAAUAACAAUUGUCACAGGCAAGAAGAAGUCCAAGUUCUCGCCGACGAGCCCCUCGACGGCGUCGCCGUUGAACAACACCAAGUCGCCUCCCGCGCCGCCUGCCCAGAAGGAGCGCGAGCCGAAGAAGAGCGGCCCUCCUGCGCCACCGUUGACAGACUCGGAACAGAUCAAGAAAGAUGCUCUGAAGGACAGGGGGACACGCUCCCCGUCCCCGGCACCAUCCAAGGCCUCUUCGACGGCUCCGCGCAACGCGCCACCGAAUCUUGUCUUGCCCACCUGGCAGGACACGUUCAUGUCCCCGCCCCGCUCAAAUGUACCACCCCCGCCUACACCACCAGCAACUCAGCGUGGCGCGAUCGGAAAGACGCUGCAGGUGCUCAGCGGCGUCCUCUUAGGCGGCGGCAAGGAUGGAGACAGUGACCGAAGGAGCGUGAAGGGCAAGGGCAGGGAGCGCGAGGAGCCGAACACCUACAUCCACUAUGGCAUGGAGCUGCCCAAGGCGUUUGACGUCUUGGGCCAUCCGUUCGACGCCGCGUCUCUCAACGAGAAGUGCAGGGUUGUCGUGAUCGGUGUUGCGGGAUGGUCACCGGGUGCACUGACUCGGACGCUCGCAGGAGGCUUGCCGUCCUCGAGCAGCAAGUUUGUGGAUAUGACGUGCACAGCGCUCGAGAAAUUUGAGGAGACGCACGGGCUCAAGUUCCAGAAGGUUACCAAGAUCCCGCUGGAAGGUGAUGGUACCAUUGAGCGCAAGGUCGCCAAGGUCCAUGCGCACUUGCUCAGUAACGACGAGUGGGUGAGCGACCUGCACGCGGCCGAUGCUAUCUUCUUCGCGACGCACAGUCAGGGCUCGGUCGUCUCGACGCACCUUCUCGAACGGCUCCUCAAUGAAGGGCAUAUCCUCACGCAGAAGAGUAUGGAUAUCAUCACCCGGGCCGCGGCUGCUGUCGCGCCUGACGGAGUGUCACCGAGCCAACCCGCACGAACGCACGUCCAGCGCGUAUGCUCCCUUGCGCUGUGUGGCAUUCACCUCGGCCCACUGCGAUAUUUGAGGACAAGCUCGUUAUUGCAGCCGUACAUUCAGUACUUUGAGAAUGCAGCCGCGCGAGAGUUAUUUGACUUCCAGAACACGGAAUCCGAGGUAUCACGCAACUAUGUCAAGGCGCUGAACACGGUGAUGGAUCACGGGUCGAAGAUGGUGUAUGUUGCGUCCCUUAACGACCAGGUCGUGCCCGUCUACUCGGGCAUCUUUGCCUCCGCGUCACAUCCUCGCAUUCUGAGAGCACUGUACAUCGAUAGUGACGCAUACUCAUCCUCGGACUUCCUUUCGAAUCUGCUCGUGCUGCUCAUUCGCAUCCGGAACUCGGGCCUGUCCGAUUCUGGGCUGCUGACGCACCUCUCGGAGGCGACGGCCGGCACGCUGAGUGGGGUGGGACACUCAACUGCGUACGAAGAGUUGGCGACGUAUUCACUCGCUGUUGACUAUCUCUUUUUAACCAACGAUGGUGGCGAUGAUGCCCCGGCACUCACGGUCGAACCAUUCAACGCUGUGGACGAGCAGAACGAUUAUGAAAUUCCGUGGUCACUUCGUGAUCUCAUUGCUGACGACCGCGUGGCGUACUUCUUCGCAAAGGAGUUUGCGCAGCUCCGCGAUGCAUUCGAUGAUUGGGCGCCAAAGACGUCCAUCCUGCGGGACGUCAAGCGCAAGCUGCAGCCUAUACAAAAGCUCUCAUUCAUCAAGGGCAGUGCAUUCGGAAGUAGACUAUAGCCUAUUCUAGCUUCACAGGUAUUUGUCUGUAUCAUACUUCUAUGGUUUCGCUGCAUCGCCUUCCUUCUCCAUCUCUACAUGGACGGUUUUCCACUCGCUCACAUCUCCCAUCGGACCUUCUCCCCCACACGCCUUGUUCCAUAUACAGCAUUCAUCCCAUCAUGCACUGAUUUAUGUAGAUUUAGACUGAAC